Molecule: messenger RNA, 897 nt
Organism: Tripterygium wilfordii
Lineage: Eukaryota; Viridiplantae; Streptophyta; Magnoliopsida; Celastrales; Celastraceae
Exons: 2
Coding region: 1-777 (258 amino acids)
Source: RefSeq, a predicted model, not a curated record
AUGUCCAUGUCUCCUGAAAUCAUGAAACGCUACAUUCGUUUGCCUACUGCUCGAGAAAUUUGGAAAGCUUUGUCUAAAGCUUUUUUUGAUGGAACUGACGAGUUACAAGUUUUCUCCUUACACCAAAAGGCUUUCUCUGCCAAACAAAAUGGUAGAGCACUUUCGUUGUAUUAUGGAGACUUAACUGAAAUCUUUGGUGAGUUGGAUCAUCGUGAUAAGGUGAUUAUGGAAAGUGAGAAGGACAUUGAAUCUUAUAGGAAAUCUGUUCAGCGACAAAGGGUACACAUCUUUCUUGCCGGAUUAGAUGGUGAAUAUGACCAAAUCCGUGGUGAAAUUUUGAGGAAGGAUCCUAUUCCAGAAUUAGAAGAAUGUUAUGCUCUGGUUCGUCGUGAAUCACACCGCCGUGCAACUAUGAAUGGAGAACCCGAAAAUUCUGAAGCCUCUGCCAUGGUGGCACGAAAUCGACCUCAUCAAAGUCGACCAGAUCGAUCCCGGUCCAACCAUCCAAAGGGCAUCAAUGGUGCCGACAAGUCUAGCUACAAGUGCACUCAUUGCGGAGCAUCAGGUCACACCAAAAGCCGUUGCUAUGAAAUUGUGGGAUAUCCAGAAUGGUGGGAUCACACACGUGACUCAAGGAAGGUGAAUCCUAAAAGAACUUCAACCGCUGCACUAGUUGAAACACAACCAGAUGAUGACAAGAAUGUUGAUACAAAGGCCUCAGCACUAAUAGCAGCAGCAGGAUAUCCGAACGAAGCAAACGAUUGGUUGUGGUGUUAGGCGAGGGAAGCUAUAUUACUUGGAUUUGGUGUCAACAAGUUCAGAUAAGUUGCGUCACUCUUUGAUAGUGGAUAGCUCUGAGGACCAGAGAAAGAACUCUGACGUAUGGUUAUGGCAUCG